Messenger RNA from Loa loa (African eye worm), 399 nucleotides. RefSeq lists its product as hypothetical. The transcript has a single exon. Lineage: Eukaryota; Metazoa; Nematoda; Chromadorea; Rhabditida; Onchocercidae. Bases 1 to 399 code for a protein of 132 amino acids. The record is from RefSeq and is a predicted model, not a curated record.
AUGACAACAUUAGUUGAUAGCGGCACUAGUUUCGAUCCACUAGUCAACCAAUCGACCGUAAAGGCAGAUAAAAGGAUGGCAAAUCUCUCCCGAUCGAUGUUAUUUACUACGAAACAUGUAGGGAUUGAUGAAAGUAUGAUACAUACACAUACACAUACACAUAUCCAUACCCAUACAUACACACACACACACACACACACACAUAUGCAUACAUACACAUACACAUACACAUUACAUGCACAAUACACAUAUACACAUAUGCAUACGGAUUACAUACACAUACACAUUAUACACACACACAUACACAUAUACAUAUACAUUACAUACAUACAUUCACACACAGACACGAACAAACAUACAUGCACAAAAAUUCCACUUCUAAAUUUAGAAUUACUAUGA